AUGGCAACGAGAUUUCGUAGGCCGGGAUGGCUAAGGAAGAAUGGGUAUGCUCCACAAGUAUUUCUUUUUAGAAACAUCGAGAGUGGACAAGUUCUUUAUUCGCAGUUACCUAAAUUCAGCGAUUACCAGAUCAAAAGAUUAUUCCAAAGACCCAACUGGGAGAAUAAGAGGCCCAGCACGCGUCGAGACAUUUGGCGUAUAAUGGCAGUUGCGAAUUUUGAAAACUACGAAAGAGCAGUGGCAGCAUAUGAAGCAUUGGUUGAGAUAAGACAUAUGAGAGAAGUGACUAAGAGAAAAGAAGCGGAAGCACUUCGAAAGAGAAACGAGUUUGGGAACAUUUGGUUUUCGGGACAGUUUCGACCAGGGUAUACACAGGAAGCAGUGGCCGAUUUAUCGUCAGUGAUUGAAACACUUAAAUAUAGGACGACAGUGUUUUGGGAAGAUUAUUGGAGAAAAGGAGAUGGAAAGUAUUGGAGCAGCAAGUUAUCCAGACAUCAUGAGCUUCCACGGGUGGGAACUAGAGAACAGAUUCCAAUGUUG
Molecule: messenger RNA, 540 nt
Organism: Ascoidea rubescens DSM 1968
Lineage: Eukaryota; Fungi; Ascomycota; Saccharomycetes; Ascoideales; Ascoideaceae
Gene: MHR1
Product: mitochondrial 54S ribosomal protein mL67
Exons: 1
Biological process (GO): positive regulation of mitochondrial DNA replication; DNA recombination
Cellular component (GO): mitochondrial large ribosomal subunit; nucleus
Molecular function (GO): single-stranded DNA binding; structural constituent of ribosome; DNA strand exchange activity
Source: RefSeq, a predicted model, not a curated record